Messenger RNA from Cercocebus atys (sooty mangabey), 6267 nucleotides. RefSeq names its product recombination signal binding protein for immunoglobulin kappa J region (gene RBPJ). Bases 800 to 2374 code for a protein of 524 amino acids. Gene Ontology annotation, biological process: regulation of transcription by RNA polymerase II; Notch signaling pathway. Gene Ontology annotation, cellular component: nucleus; MAML1-RBP-Jkappa- ICN1 complex. Gene Ontology annotation, molecular function: DNA-binding transcription activator activity, RNA polymerase II-specific; RNA polymerase II cis-regulatory region sequence-specific DNA binding. The record is from RefSeq and is a predicted model, not a curated record. The transcript has 12 exons. NCBI's taxonomy places the organism in Eukaryota, Metazoa, Chordata, Mammalia, Primates, Cercopithecidae.
AGAGAAAGUGCAAGGAAGAAAACUGUGUGACAUCUUGUAUGUACAAGCCAGUUUUCCAUAAUCACAUUGUGGAUUUUCCAUGGAAGACGUUCAGUCCCCAGCAGUCUUUGUUGGGAUGCACACAAAGCGCGCAUGAAGCCCAUCAUGUAGCAAGUCAGGGGAAAGGGAUGCUGCGUGCUGUCUGGCUGCCCUUCCUAGGGAGGUGUGGAUUCUAGAACAGACUUCACUAUGUUUCUCUCUCCUUUUGUAUCCUUACCUUGAUGGUAAUAGGAACAAUUUAUAUUCAUACAUAUACUCCUCAGGUUCCUUUUUAUUUCCUUUUUAUUGCUAGUUUUGACACCUACGUGUCUGUUUUUUUCUGUUACUGGGCAGCUGGAGCCACCUGACCUGGCACUAACAUAGGACCCCUCACAGCUGAGCUUAGUUAUCCCUCUCUAAGCCAUAGUUUAAGGACAAACUAAAUAUAUUUUUUUGUGGUAAAAUAUACAUAAUGUAAAAUUAACCAUUUUAGCCAAUUUUAAGUCUGCAGUCCAGUGGCAUUAAGUACAUUGAUGUUAUUGUGAAUGCACUUAACCAUCACCAGCAUCCAUCUCCAGAACUUUUCAUCCUCCCAAAUUGAAACUCUGUACUCAUUUAACAAUAACUCUCCAUUCUCCCUUCUCCCCCAGGUCCCUGGUAGCCACCAAUUUUUCUGUCUCCUUGAAUUUGACUACUAGGUACCUCAUAUAAGUGGAAUCAUAUAAUAAUUUGUCCUUUUGUGUUUGGCUUAUUUCGCUUAGCAUGUCUUCAAGCUUUAUUCAUGUUGCGUUGUAACAUAUAUCAGAAUUUCUUUCCUUUUCAGGCUGAAUCAUAUCCCAUCAUAUGUAUGAAAUUUGGUGAGCGGCCUCCACCUAAACGACUUACUAGGGAAGCUAUGCGAAAUUAUUUAAAAGAGCGAGGGGAUCAAACAGUACUUAUUCUUCAUGCAAAAGUUGCACAGAAGUCAUAUGGAAAUGAAAAAAGGCAUCUGUUGAACAAUUGGAGGACGGGACCAACACUAGACCUGCAUGCCCAUAGUUCAGCCACGUUUUUUUGCCCUCCUCCUUGUGUGUAUCUUAUGGGCAGUGGAUGGAAGAAAAAAAAAGAACAAAUGGAACGCGAUGGUUGUUCUGAACAAGAGUCUCAACCGUGUGCAUUUAUUGGGAUAGGAAAUAGUGACCAAGAAAUGCAGCAGCUAAACUUGGAAGGAAAGAACUAUUGCACAGCCAAAACAUUGUACAUAUCUGAUUCAGACAAGCGAAAGCACUUCAUGUUGUCUGUAAAGAUGUUCUAUGGCAACAGUGAUGACAUUGGUGUGUUCCUCAGCAAGCGGAUAAAAGUCAUCUCCAAACCUUCCAAAAAGAAGCAGUCAUUGAAAAAUGCUGACUUAUGCAUUGCCUCAGGAACAAAGGUGGCUCUGUUUAAUCGACUACGAUCCCAGACAGUUAGUACCAGAUACUUGCAUGUAGAAGGAGGUAAUUUUCAUGCCAGUUCACAGCAGUGGGGAGCAUUUUUUAUUCAUCUCUUGGAUGAUGAUGAAUCAGAAGGAGAAGAAUUCACAGUCCGAGAUGGCUACAUCCAUUAUGGACAAACAGUCAAACUUGUGUGCUCAGUUACUGGCAUGGCACUACCAAGAUUGAUAAUUAGGAAAGUUGAUAAGCAGACCGCAUUAUUGGAUGCAGAUGAUCCUGUGUCGCAACUCCAUAAAUGUGCAUUUUACCUUAAGGAUACAGAAAGAAUGUACUUGUGCCUUUCUCAAGAAAGAAUAAUUCAAUUUCAGGCCACUCCAUGUCCAAAAGAACCAAAUAAAGAGAUGAUAAAUGAUGGCGCUUCCUGGACAAUCAUUAGCACAGAUAAGGCAGAGUAUACAUUUUACGAGGGAAUGGGCCCUGUCCUUGCCCCAGUCACACCUGUGCCUGUCGUAGAGAGCCUUCAGUUGAAUGGCGGUGGGGACGUAGCAAUGCUUGAACUUACAGGACAGAAUUUCACUCCAAAUUUACGAGUGUGGUUUGGGGAUGUAGAAGCUGAAACUAUGUACAGGUGUGGAGAGAGUAUGCUCUGUGUCGUCCCAGACAUUUCUGCAUUCCGAGAAGGUUGGAGAUGGGUCCGGCAACCAGUCCAGGUUCCAGUAACUUUGGUCCGAAAUGAUGGAAUCAUUUAUUCCACCAGCCUUACCUUUACCUACACACCAGAACCAGGGCCGCGGCCACAUUGCAGUGCAGCAGGAGCAAUCCUUCGAGCCAAUUCAAGCCAGGUGACCCCUAAUGAAUCAAACACAAACAGCGAGGGAAGUUACACAAACGCCAGCACAAAUUCAACCAGUGUCACAUCAUCUACAGCCACAGUGGUAUCCUAACUACCGUCUUUUUGCUAGGACUUAAACUGACUUGAGUGUGGCAAAAAGUCAAAAAAGGAGAAAAAAUGAACAAUCUUUUGUGGUUUCUUGGGAACUUUUCAUACCAGGUGAUACUAUUCAAAAACCCCGUUAUCUCUCUGCAAGUGCUCAUUUGAAAUGCAGAAGCCACAGUUUAAAAAAAAAAAAAAAAAAAAAAAGUCAAAAUGUACAAACUAUUGGAAAUCAAGUUUUUCAGCUGUUUGGUUGGUUGGUUGGUUGGUUUUUGUUUGGUUUUGUUUAAAUGGGCAAGAAGUAAAUAAUGUGGCUGGAAUACAAGUUGAACAAACUAGAAGACACAAAUCUAACACAGUUUUUAUGGACCAAGGAACUUGUAUAUUGUAUAAGCUUUAGUAAAAGGUACAUUUUCACCAUACCUUUUUUUAUAUCACGGUAUUAUAGUACACCUUGUUACCAAAUAGGUUGUUCUCUUCCCCACUUACCUUUGAGCUUUUGCUCUAAAAUACAUUCAGGUUCCAAGCCUGACCGUGCUUGUUUAAUCUAAUUGUCAUACUCUUCCAGGUUUCUUUUUUGGUCUAGGCUGGAACUUUUUUCUUUUAUUUUCAGCUGAAGUCUUAUGACUUUUCGUGAGUCAAAAUUGUUUGGAUUUCAGCAAGUCAAAUCUUGUAAAGGCCUAUGUAUUUUUUUUUAAGAUUAUAUGAAGUCUGUGCAAAAGCUUUAAAAAAAAAAUGCCUCUGCCUUGCCUGCAAUACAUGCAAUGUAUGUUAACUUAGUCUCUCUUCUCAGACACUGUUGGUAGUAAUUUCUGUGUGUUCCUUUUUUUUUUUUUUUUAAAUGGACUUAUAGUGGUUAUCCAAGAGGUUCUAACAUUCACAUGCAAUUUGGUGUGGCCAUUUAGCCAUUAAUGAGUUAAUGGCACAGAACAUGUUGAUAUUUGAAGUGUUUUCUCCCCUUUUCCCAUAACGUAAAUACAUAAUGUGUGUUCCAGGAUUUGUUCAGGUUUUUCCCCCCUCCUAAUCUUGUACAUAACUUGUAUUAUGUGUAAGUUAAACAUUUUAUUUUGAACUUGGAAUGUUCCCAGUGAUUUCAUUCAGCAGAGUAUUUUCUGCCUUGUUGGCAAGUGACAAAAAAUAUGGGAAGUAUUUGCUACCAGUUGGUAGAUGGUGCCCUUAUGGUAGAAUGAGGAAAAUGUCAGCAAAAGCAUGUUUUAUUAUCUUUACUUUUUUGGGGGGGGUUGAAGGGGGUAGCUAGCCAGAACAUCAUUGUAAUCUUAAAACAUAAGAUGCUUUUAUUAGAUGAUCAACUAAAAUAGCUGGAAGACAGUACUUUAGAAACAGAUAGUUGUAAGGUUAUAAAAUGCAAAUGUAACUUAUGUUUUCAUUUUUUUCUCUGCCUUUUUUGUUUGUUUUCUCUUUUCCAGACUGAGCAUCUCCACAAACAUCUCCUAACUCAGAAAAUGUUUCUUUUCUUUUCAGUUGAGAUUUGGUUGCAUUCAGGGUUGUAUGUUGGCCUUGCAUGCUAAACCCGCCAGUUUUACCUUGCUUUCAUUCCUGAACUUUGGUUAUGCUUUUGUUUGGUUUCUUCGAAAUUGCAGCAGACUCAUUGGGCUACAUUUAGUACAGGAAUCACAUAUGUAAUGUUAUACGACACAGUCUAGUAAUACAAUCAUCCCUCUUAGAGUAAAAACUACCUCUAGAUUGUGGUAAGCUUUUACUGUCCCAUAAAACAGGAGCCACAGUACCUUAUGAAUGCAAAACUGUAACUUCCUACAGUGUUUCCCUACAGAACAUUGUCUUUCUGGUGUCCUGGGCUGUUUUGAAAAAGUUUCCAUUAAUAGACUUUUUAGAAAUUAUUAUUAGUAGCAUUUUUUUUUUCAGCUUCGCUGUCUUCAUCACUCACUCUAUGCUCAGACUAUGCCACUGUAAAUAUUCUUCCUAACAUCUUUAAAUCGCCUUUUCCUCAGUUUUCAAGGGGAAAGUCAUUUGUAAAGCACGUUAGGUGAUUAAAUCAGUUAUUGCAGUUUUCUUUUACUGCAAGCCUUUUUAAUCACCCCCAGGCUGCAUUUUAUUCUGUAUCGCCUUUUUUCUUCAAAUCUGCUCCAGUCACUCACAUCUCUCUUAUAAGCUAAUCCUGCCUCACACCUUAAAUCUGUUUCAGUGAUCAAGGGCAGAACUCAUUGUGGCCUUAUCUUUCUUUGUUGUAACUGUUCACCGUCUCUUUCUUACAGACCGCUUAUUUCUGAGUAAUAGUUAUUCCUCUCUGUGGAGUCAUGGCAGGAGUCCUUACACAGUGCUUUUGUUCAGAGCAUGGACAUGUUUCUAGUGCUGCUUUGCUUUAACGGCCACAAGUUUCCUCCACUUCCUAGGUUUGGUAUUUAGUUAAGGAAUCAUAUUAAAUUAACCAAUAACAAAAGAGAUACUUUUGAAGAACAAACUAUUCCUUACCCAUUUUUGUAGCUCAAAAAUAAUUUUUCAAGUUCAUGACUUUGUUAAAAUGAACUUGUGCUUUUUUAACAAACGUGUGUUUUAUUUUUAUUGUUUCUUUCCAUAAGAUAAUUGAAAUAUUAUACUGUAAACCCUUCUCUCUCUCUCUCUCUCUCUUUUUUUGAAAAGUCCAAGAAUCUACUUUUACAGGCAUUUUUCCCCACCUAUUUUUGGCCAUUCUUAUACCACAGACUAAAAAGUGAAACGAUUUGUCCAUUGUAGCUUUUUGUUUAUCAGUGGUUUUUUUGUCAGCUGCUUAAAUUUUUUCUUUCAUGGUUUUGUGAAUCAUUUUCAGUAUGAUAAUUUAUAGGAACCUUGUCCUCUGGUUAUAGUAGACUGUGUCCCCUCCUCCAGUGAUGGCAUUAUUAGACAUGCUGAUCAUUUACCCGCAGAAAGACUCUCUUCUUAGAAUGGUGAGUGCUUCAGUUAUAGUAUAAUUUUUAAAAAUUCUGUUAUAGAAAUGUAUCUUAUGCUUUCAUGACUUUAUGCAAUUUCUAAACAUACACAUAGAAGCUGAGUCUCUGAUCCAAUAUGUUUUUAUUUGUUCCAUUUAAUUUAUCACAUAGAUUGAGAAGGCAAGCUAAAAGCUUUAAAAAUGCCCUUUAUAUUUUGAGUGAUUUCAGAGUUGAACACUAGUAUGCUAUCUAAAUUUGCUGCUCAUUUCUUUAAACUGUGGCAAUUAAAGGCAUUCUUAUACAUGACUUAAUCGUGAAAUGUUUGUCACUUUUACUGCACAGACUUAUCUGCAAUCAUAACUGGUUAGUUUUUUUUGUUUUGUUGUUUUUAAUGAAACUGGUACCAUCUGUGCUUUCACAAAAAACUUCCAAUGCCGUUUUUGAGAACUAACCUAACUAGUCUUGCUAACCAGAAAAUCCACUGGGGAGGAGGUUCCUUUUGAAACAAAAUGCUGUUCAGUUAGUAACCAAGUUACUUUGAUUUCAAAAGCAGCUGUGUUUCUGAUGAGUACUGAACAAAUGUGUGUAAUUUUCUGUGCCAGACUUACACUUUGUUUUCAAGCACUGCAAUGUGGGAUGGAUGGUUAGAAACAAUAAUAUAUUAGGGUUUCUGUUUAACCCUUUCAGGACUGAACUGUAUCUCCUUUUGUUAAUUUCCCCGUGUCGUGAUAAAUGUUUGCCAGCAUUCAGUACUGUGUUGGUCCAGAUGUAGGUUUAUAUGCUCAUUUUUAGCUUAUUUCUUGUACCUUGCAGCAUGCUCUACGCAUUCAGUCCUUAAGGGGUUUAUCUUACAAACUGUGCGCCUGUAAGGUUUAUUAGCAAUAAGAUAGAAAAUCGAGCAAGUUUAUACCAUAAUUUUGUAGAAAAAAAAGAAUCUGCUCAGUUCCAUAUUUCAUCCAUGAAAAACUUGCAAUAUGAGCAGUUUCAAGGAAUAAAUAAAAAGGAAAUGUAAACCAUU